ACAUAAAUCGAAUAAGUAUAAUGAUCGUGAUAAUGUUGAUAAACAACUUGUAAUUAAUAUAUUUUAAUACUUCACUAUACGUUGGGAAAAAAGAUUUAGAGAUUCAGAGACCUAUUUGAUUUCCUGUAACUUGAAGAUUGGUACCUAGGUAUUUAUUAAUUCAAAUUCAGGUGCAUACUGCCGAAUAUGAACGUUUAAAAACCAAACAAAGUAAAAUGAUUCAUAGUAUUACCUACACUGUGCACUGGAUAAUAGUUACCUACUAAAGUAAGAUAAAGAAUAUCAGCAAUCAGAGUAGUAUAUUAUUUGGUCAUCAUAUCACCAUGGCAGCUCCAGAUAACAUCACUGUUAAGAUUGAAAGCUCUGAUGAUGAUGUAGAAGAAAUUCAAAUAUUAGCGGGUAGUUCUCAAGGUAAAAGCUCUGAAGGAGACCAUCCUGAUCCACUACAGCUAGACUUUAAUUACACAGAAACCAAAAAAGAAUAUAUGUCACUUCUUAAUAACAUUUUCAACCACAAAAUUAAUCAUGUUGACCCUUGGACUGCAUAUAGCUAUAAAAAAAUAUUGUCACAGGCAAUGUUUUCAAGAUCCCCAGAGGUACUUAAAUAUGAAGUGAUAGUAAAUGACAUGGUUCAAUCUUUAGUACUAUCUGGGACAACAACUGAGGUAUUAACAUAUGAAAAUUGCUUCGAUGUUUUUGUUGAUGCACAUAUACAUGCUACUAAUCAUGGGGGCUAUCAGGAAAUGAAAAAUUUAUUGAAUGGCUAUUAUGUAUAUGAAAAGAAGUGCUUACAUAAUUUUCUUCGCUCUUGCACAUCAUGUAAAGAAUUGUACAAACCUAAAGAAGAAGAAUAUAUUGAAAUCAAUAAAAGUAAAUUCAAUCAAUUAGUACAACUUGACUAUAAAGAUAUGAGGAGCAUUCCAGGAAAAUUCAAAUUUAUUAUGACAUAUACUGACAAAGCAACAAAUUUUGUUCUGGUUAGACCUUUAUUAACCUGUGAUAGUGAGUGUAUAGCAAUGGAGUUAUUGAAAAUAUUUGUAGAUUUUGGACCGCCUAAGGAGAUUUAUACUAUGAAUAUACAAAAAACAUACAAAGCCAUAGAAAUUGUACAGGCAACACUACAAUUUAAAUGUUCUAUUCGGGAUACUGACAGUCACAGUGAUAUAACAAAUCAGGUGUAUUCAAAAAUACACAGUUGGGCACUUGAAAAUAACUGUUCAAAUUGGGGAUACAGCUGUUGGCUUAUACAACAUCAAAUGAACACAGAAGGUAAAAAUAAUCCAAUGAAGAAAAUAUUUGGCCGAUGCACACCAAGUUUGGUGCUAGAAAAAUUAGUUGAUAAGGCUGGUGGUGCUGAAGAUCUUAGUAGUGAUGAAGAAGAUGUUGCAAAAAAGAAUAAACAAUAUGUUAAUGACAAGGUCCCCAAGACAAAAAAAUUACACUGUGGACAGUGCAAGGCCAUAAUGUAUGGACCUGGCAGUGACUGCUUUAGCUGUAAGAUGACCUGUCAUGGAUGUUGUGGUGUACGAAUCAAAAAUGACAAGUCUGAUAGUAGUUAUUUUUACUGUACCAAAUGUCAAAAUUAUAAAUUACGUCAUGAAGGAAAAGUUUCUGUGUGAUUUGCGUAUCUAGUGUACUAAACCAUUUACUAUUUGAAAUUAAAUACAAAUAUCAAACAAAAAA
Messenger RNA from Leptidea sinapis, 1683 nucleotides. RefSeq lists its product as uncharacterized. The record is from RefSeq and is a predicted model, not a curated record. The coding region runs from base 324 to 1619 and encodes 431 amino acids. Lineage: Eukaryota; Metazoa; Arthropoda; Insecta; Lepidoptera; Pieridae. Gene Ontology annotation, molecular function: nucleic acid binding. The transcript has a single exon.